GCUGACUCAGUGAUGUAACGUGAACACACUCUCAGUGUGUUUGUCCUCAGAGCUCCAGACAGUCUCCACACUGCAGCAGGCACAGAGUGAGCUGCGGCCCCAGACCUCCACCUGACAUCCGCACACCUGAGGGAUGAUGUCUGUCUACCUUCUCCUCCUCCUGCUGCUCCUCCCUCUGGUGGCAGCUCAGACCUAUCACUGGGGUCCCUGUCCCACUCCUAAGGUGCAGCCCAACUUCAACCUUCAACAGUAUCUCGGCAGGUGGUAUGAGAUCGAGAAGCUCCCUGCUUCCUUCGAGAGAGGGAAGUGCAUCGAAGCCAACUACGCCAUAAGGAGAGACGGUACCAUUCAGGUGCUGAACUCUCAGUUCUAUAAAGACAAGGUGAGGGUAGCAGAAGGGACAGCAGUGGUUGCAGACCCGAGAGAAUCUGCCAAACUUGGCGUCAGCUUCUCUUAUUUUACUCCCUACAGCCCCUACUGGGUUCUGACCACUGACUACACCAGCCUGUCCGUCGUGUACUCUUGCACGGACAUCCUCCGCUUGUUCCACGUCGACUACGCCUGGAUCCUCGGCCGGUCGCGCUUCCUGCCUCCAGACACCGUGCGUUAUGCCAAAGAGCUGCUGAUCAGUGAGGGAAUCGACCUGUUCAGGAUGAAGGCCACAGAUCAGACGGGCUGCAAGGAUAAUUAGGGAUGCAUGGAGACUCCCACUCAUGGCACCUGCACUGCACUCAGAAGAGGCAGGGUUGAAUACUUGAUCAGCAGGACUGUACUGUUAACUACAACAUCUUCAAACUUACUAACCAUCAGCUCAAAGUUAAGAGGAAAUACAGGAAAACGUUGUCCUGUUGAACAGCACUUAUUUUCAAACAGAUGUGUAUCGCAGGUAUAGCAUUAUUUGCUUUGAUUUUCAUUACUUUUCCAGCAUCAUGUCGUAACUCUUCCUCACUGACCAAAAGUACUCCAGUGUAACAGAUAUGAAAACAUUUAAAGAUAUUUUUACAUUUUAAUUCUGUAGUAACUGAUCAGUACUUUUAAAAAAGUGGAGGGAAGGAGUUUGUAAAACCUGCAUGACAUCAACUCUGAACCUCAGUGAAGUUACGUAACGUUACUCAUUGUUCUUUAGGAAUAUAUUGUAUUUUGAUAUUCUAGGACAUCAUAUUGUGUAAACAAGAAUGUUUGUGGUGAUGGUCUUUUUAAUUUUUAAUUUUUAUUAAAUCUGUAUUCAUGAAGCAGUUA
Messenger RNA from Scatophagus argus, 1239 nucleotides. It is a transcript of the gene apodb, whose product is annotated as apolipoprotein Db. NCBI's taxonomy places the organism in Eukaryota, Metazoa, Chordata, Actinopteri, Scatophagidae. The record is from RefSeq and is a predicted model, not a curated record. Gene Ontology annotation, biological process: brain development; lipid transport; tissue regeneration. Gene Ontology annotation, molecular function: lipid binding. Bases 134 to 691 code for a protein of 185 amino acids. The transcript has 5 exons.